AUGGUCAACAUAGUUGAGACUUACAAGCCAAACUCUCUGAUCUGAGCAUCUGGGUGCUGUUUCUCUUGAGCAACUAUUUUAAGUCAUCUUCGACAAAACAUACCUCCAAUGGCGUCGUCUUCUUCAACAUCAUCCAUUAAGGAGAACUAUCAGUAUGAUGUGUUUUUAAGUUUUAGUGGUGAAGACACUCGUAGGAACUUUGUGGAUCACCUUUAUGAGUCUCUUCAACGACACGGUAUUCACACUUUCAAGGACGAUGAGAGACUCAAGCAAGGAGAAAGCAUCAACGACCAGCUUUUGAAAUCAAUUGAAGAGUCCAAGUUCUUCAUAAUAGUUUUCUCAAAGAAAUAUGCAUCUUCGUCUUGGUGCUUAAAUGAACUUGUAAAGAUUAUGGAGUGCCAAAAGUCAAACAACCAGACUGCUUACCCUGUUUUCUACGAUGUGGAUCCCUCUGAAGUUCGCAAACAACGUGGUCCAGUUGGAGAAGCCCUUGCCAAGCAUGCCAAUAAGGGGACCCAGAAAUGGAGAGACGCUCUGACAGAAGCAGCCAAUUUGUCAGGGUGGGAUUUAAGGAAAACUGCUGACGGGCAUGAAGCCAAAGUGAUCAAAUUAAUUGUUGAAGAGAUUUCAAUGGAGUUACGACCAAUUAAUGUGAAACUUGAUGAUAACCUGGUAGGCAUGCAACCACGACUACAGGAUCUCCAGAAGUCUUUAGAUAUCGGUUCAGAAGAUGUUCGCAUGAUAGGGCUAAAGGGGAUGGGAGGUGUUGGAAAGACAACUUUAGCUGGAGCUACUUUUGAUAGAUUAUCAAGUCACUUUGAAGCUAAAAGCUUUGUAGAGAAUGUCAGGGAAGUUUCAAAAGCUUCGCCCUCUGGUUUAUUAUCAUUGCAAAACAAGAUCCUUACAGAUUUAACUGAGGGAAACAUUGUAGGUAGUGUCCAUGAGGGAAAAAAUAUGAUGAAAACAAAGUUGCGUGCUAGAAAGGUUCUUUUGGUUUUAGACGAUGUGGAUCAUAAAGAUCAGCUUGAUGCAUUAGCUGGUGAUCUUAAUUGGUUCAAGCCCGGAAGUAGAAUUAUAAUUACAACAAGAGAUGAGCAAGUGUUGAUAGCACACAAAGUUAAAUGCAUUUGUAAUGUCAAACUGUUAUCGGACGAGGAAGCGAUUGGCCUCUUCAGUAGGUAUGCAUUUGGAAAAGAUAUUCCAGUUCAAGAGUAUAAAACGCACUCACUCGAAGUUGUACAUUAUGCUGCUGGCCCUCCGUUGACGAUCAAAGUUUUGGGGUCGUUUUUGUGUGGUAAAGACAAGCUUGAGUGGAUAGAUGCAUUAGCAAGACUCAAAACAAUUCCAUUGGAGGAAACUAUUGCAAAAUUGGAGGUAAGCUUUGAAGGUCUUAAGAAUGAUUACAAGGAAAUAUUCCUAGAUGCUGCAUGCUUACUGAAGGGAUGGGAGAAAAACAAAGCAAUAAGAAUGCUUGAAAGUUCUGGAUUUCAUGCUAGAAAUGGUUUAAGAGUUCUUGAGCAAAGAUCUCUUAUAACUUUUCGUGCUAAAAAUUUAGAUUUUUACUUGAGCAUGCAUGACCAUAUAGAAGAAAUGGGCAAGAAUAUCGUACGUCGUAUGCACCCAGAUGAGCCCAACCAACAUAGCAGAUUGUGGAUUCAAGAGGAAAUUGAAGAUGUACUGGGUGAUGGCUUGGGUACUGAAGUGACACGUUGUAUAAAUCUAAAACUCACACCUGCGAUUGUUGGGGAAGGUCUUAGAAACAUGAAGAAGCUUAGAUGCCUUAUCGUAAAUUAUAGAGAGAUCGGUAUGGAUUCUGAUGACCUUGUGAAGAUAGAAGAAUUUUGUCAAUACUUCCCGAAUGCGUUACGAUACUUGAAUUGGCACUAUUACCCUCAUUCGUGUUUACCCGAAACCUUUCAAGCAAAUAAUCUUGUUGCGCUUGAAAUGUUUGGCAGCGAAAUUGAACAACUUUGGGUAGGGGGAAAGGUUAUGAGGAAGCUCAAAUCCAUUGACCUCUCCUUUUCAAAGAUGAGGACCCUUGAUCUUGGGUUGACUCCUAAUCUUGAGAGGUUAGAUCUACAGAGUUGUUAUGACUUGGAAGAAGUUCAUGUGCCUGCUGGAUGUCUAAGGAAUCUUGUGUACCUAGACCUUGGUCAAUGUGAGAGGGUGAAAUCUUUUCUAUUUAUCAAGGAAUUGGAAUCACUUGAAGUUCUAAAUCUAAAUGGGUUACAUCUAACGGAGUUCCCAGAUAUAAUCCCGAGCCACUCCAACAAUAGUCUGCAACUGCUUAAUUUUUGUGAUAAUGAUGUAGAAAAUCUACCUACAUCAAUUGGAAAUCUUCAUAGGCUUGUUUAUCUCUAUGUUACGGAUUGCGUAAAGCUCAAGAGUCUUCCGGCAAGCAUUUGUAGUUUACAACAUUUAAAAGUUCUCGACCUUCAAAGAUGUGGCAUAGAGGAAUUGCCUGAGAACAUUGGCCAAUUGGAAUGCUUAGAAAAAUUAGAUUUUACUUAUUUGAAAGUAAAAUAUCUCCCAGAGAGCAUUUGUAUGUUGAAACAUUUGAAAACUCUUCUUCUCCCAGAGUGUAAAUUUCUUUACCGGUUACCCGAGGAUCUUGGAUGGUUGGAAUCUUUGGAGGAAUUAAAUCUACGCUUUUGCAAAAUUAUAGAGAUUCCGAGCAGCAUUUGUAAGUUAAAGCAUCUUAAAACUCUAAUUCUAGAAGGUUGUAAAGUUAGUGAGUUACCCAAGGAUCUUGGACGGCUGGAAUCUUUGGAGGAACUAAAUGUACGCCAAUGCGAAAUUACAGAGAUUCCGAGCAGCAUUUGUAUGUUGAAACAUCUAAAAACUCUAGAUCUUACAGGGUGUAAAGCACGUAAGUUACCCAAGGAUUUAGGCCAAAUAGAAUCAUUGAAUAACCUAUUUAUAAAUUCUCAUGAAAUUACAGAGAUUCCAUCCAGUAUUUGUAAGUUAAAACAUAUCAAAAGGCUUAACCUGGUUGGGUGUUCUAAGCUUAAGAAACUACCCGAAAACCUAGGAGAUUUUGAAUGCUUGGAGGAACUGGAUCUAAGAUUUUGCAAAAUAAGAGAGAUUCCAAGCAGCAUUUCCAAGUUGAAGCAUCUUAAAACUCUACGUCUUGAAUAUUGUAAUGUUCACAAGUUACCAGAGGAUUUUGGCCAAAUAGAAUCAUUGAAUUACCUAAGUCUAAGAUUUAGCAAGAUUAGAGAGAUUCCAUCAAGCAUUUGUAUGUUGAAACAUCUUAAAACUCUAAAUCUUCAAGGUUGUAACGUUCAUAAGUUACCAGAGGAUUUUGGCCAAAUAAGAUCAUUGAAUUACCUAUGUCUAAGAUUAAGCAAGAUUAGAGAGAUUCCAUCUAGCAUUUGUAUGUUGAAACAUCUCAGACAGCUUGACCUUUCUGAAUGUCCUAAACUCAAGAAACUACCCGAGAACCUAGGAGAUUUGGAAUGCUUGAAAGUGUUAUAUCUAACGAAUACUUCUAUAAGUCAUCUUCCCCAUAGCAUUUCUAUGCUGAAAGGUCUUAGAGUCGUUGGAUAUGAAAAAAGGAUUGAUGGGCUACGCUGCUUGUCAACGGGUUCAUGGGCUUUGCUGGCUUUGCUUGUGGCUGUAUCAAUUUUGGUAUUUGGAAAAUCGUGUCUAGAGUUUUGGUGGUCUUCUCGCCAUUGAUUACGGUUCAUCAGGAAGUUGCCUAUGGCGCCUUUCCUUUGCUACGUUCCAUCUCUAGCUGGCUCCGGUUCAUCUCCAACCUGUUUGGGUCGUUUCCUUGGUUGAUUGCCAUGUUUGUUGUAGGGGCGGAUCUAUUAAGGGCUCACGGGUGCCCGUGAUACCCCACAACUUUCUUGGCGAAGUGCAAAAUUACGAAAAUACUACAAAAAUGGAAUGAUUUAGUGUUAGGCUCCAACGUCACCACGCAAGUAGCCUCUUGUAGGUGACAAGGUUAAAGAAUGAAAGCUGGAUGAUCGGAAGUGAUACUUUGUGAAGGACUAAAGCUGGAACAGGAGAAAGCUGAAGUGGCAUGAUGAAACUAAUCUUAGGACUGUGAUGACCUUCGUCGUUGUAUAAGUCGACACGUAUACUUGCCAUCAACAGCAAAGAUCCCAUGAUCCGAUAACCGUGCUAUUAUACCUUUGUUAAACAGACCUUUCGUUUAGUUAUUCACAAUUGGUUUUUGUAUGUAUUCGAAAUCUUUAACGUCAUUGAUCAGGGACAACAAACCUGGAACGAUGGUGUAUACAGGCAAUACCCGAAAAAAUCUUGUCGCCAA
Molecule: messenger RNA, 4276 nt
Organism: Helianthus annuus (common sunflower)
Lineage: Eukaryota; Viridiplantae; Streptophyta; Magnoliopsida; Asterales; Asteraceae
Product: disease resistance protein RPV1
Exons: 7
Coding region: 109-3678 (1189 amino acids)
Biological process (GO): defense response; signal transduction
Molecular function (GO): ADP binding; protein binding
Source: RefSeq, a predicted model, not a curated record